Molecule: messenger RNA, 2464 nt
Organism: Jatropha curcas
Lineage: Eukaryota; Viridiplantae; Streptophyta; Magnoliopsida; Malpighiales; Euphorbiaceae
Source: RefSeq, a predicted model, not a curated record
AUCUUGAACACUGAGAGUCUGAAACUGCUAUAUAUAAAUUAAAAGACUAGCUAAUUCUGAUAGCGAGCUCAAUCCUUUUUCUCUCUAGUAAAAUAAUAUACUAAUCAAAGACAAUAUCUUCAAUGGCUAUGGAGGUGGGAGGCAUAGAAGAACUCCCUCUCUCUUACCCGCAUCCUCCACCACCUUCUCCUCCACCUCCUCCACCUCCUCCACCGACAUGGCGGUACGAGGUGUUUCUCAGCUUUAGCGGUCAGGACACCCGCGACAACUUCACUGACCAUCUAUACACAGGUCUAGUUGAGAUGCGCAUUAAGGCAUAUAGAGAUGACAAAAACCUAGGAAGAGGAAGUUUCAUCACCAAAACACUUCUUCGAGCAAUCGAAAGAUCUAGAACAUCGAUCAUCGUCUUCUCCAAGAAUUAUGCUGCAUCAAAAUGGUGCUUGGAUGAGCUUGUAAAGAUUGUUAAGUGUAACAAGCUUCUGGGACACAUGAUUUUUCCAGUUUUCUAUGAUGUAAGACCAGACCAUGUCGCUGAACAAACUGGUUCUUACGAGAAAAUCUUUAGAGAUCAUUACAAUAAUUUCAAGAAGCAAAGAGUUGAUAAGUGGAGAAAUGCUCUUAAAACAGUUUGUGGUAUAAGUGGAUGGGACAAGCCAAACUAUCGGUCCGAGUCAAAGCUAAUUAGAAUAAUUGCAAAUAAGAUACUACGUAAACUGAAAAAGGCUGCCCCAAGUGUUGACAAGCAACUACACCAAUUGAAUUCUAAAUUAGAGGAAAUGAAACUCAAGUUUUAUGAAGAAUGCGAAGAUAUUGGCACUAUAAAAUUUUGCAGUCUGCAAUGGGAUAGAAAGAUAUGGGAUAGUACAAGAGAAAUCAAUCUUAGAAGGAAAAAAUUGCAAAACAAUAAACAAGUACAUGUAAUUGUUCAUGAAGUGGAUAAACUAGAGCAAUUGGUAUUUUUUGCUAGAAAGCAAGAUUGGUUUGGUCCUGGAAGUAGAAUAAUCAUAUCGGUUGGCAAUCUGAAUAAAAAUAUGAUGAAGGUAUAUCACAUAAAUUUCGAUGGACAGACAAACAGGGAUAAGAACUUAUUUUUGGAUAUUAUAUGUUUCUUCGAGGAGAUGAAUGAUGAUAAUGUAAUGAGAAAUAGAAAAUUACCAUUUGAUUGUGGUUUCCUAGGAAAUGUUGGAAUGAAGGUUCUUAUAGAUGAAUUUACCAUAACUAUUUCUGAUACUGACAAUUUGUUGCUGCAUGAGCAUAGAAGACUCGACCUUUCGGAAACAGAUUAUGGAGUUCUCCCUCUAAAGGCCAAUCCGACUAAAGUUGACACAAAGAUUUUGAAGCCACUAUCAAAUGGUCACCACCAAGUAAUUCGUCUCUCCAACCCUCAAAUAGAAGUGCAAUACUCUGAAAAAUCCUCCAAGCCGGAAACUACUCCACAGAAAGAAAACUUUUCCCAACAGAAAAUAGAAAAGGAACCAACACCAUCUGAAGAGGAAAUUGGAUUGGCUCCUGAUAAGAUUCUUCAUGAGAGAAGGCAAGAGAUAUUGGUACCAAAUGGCUUUGAUAAGACUGAAAAAGUUGAAGAAGAAGAAGAAGAGGUAGAAGCAACUCCUCUGCCCAAUGGCACUUUGUCUUUGCAAGAACAGAAACAAGCAUUAAAAGAAUACUUCAACAUGUCAUUAGAAUCCAUUCAUCAAGCUAAUGCCUUUGAUGUCAUUGAAAAAGUUGCGAGUAACCUUAUGCAUAAUGUUCCAAAUUUAUAUGAGAAGGCAAGUCUAGAAAAUGUUAUUUCUCGUUUAGUAGAGUUCAAAGAGAAUGUUCCUGUGGCUAUGACUGAAGCAGAAACAACUCAAGCCCAAAGAACAUCUCUUUUGAAGAAGUCUAAAAUGUUUGAUUCAAGUCUAGUUCAAAAACAAGAAAAGAUAAAUUCUUUAGAGGUUAAGGUUUGCAGUCUUUCAGAAAAAAUGGAGAAACUGGAACUUGAAAUUCAGCAGUUGAAUGCCAAGAAACAGCAGCUUCUAGCGCAUAAGAAGUCUGCUGAACUUGAAUUGGAAAACACUAGUAAAAUGGUAUCCAAGAAUUUGGCAAGACAAAAGAAGAUGGAAGAAGAUGUCAAGAAAGCAAAUUAUGAUUGGUAUAAAUCAAAAGAAAAACUAGCUUUGGCUAAUGCAAGCUGGAAACUCUUCAAAGAAUGUGUCGAGUUAUAACUAUCUGCGUCAAAUUAAGCACAUUCUGUUGAACUGUCUAAUCCCUCUUGUUAUAGAUCAUUUACAUAUUUGGUGUAGUAAUUUUCUUUUAUUUGCUAAGGUUAAGGCUUGUUGUCUACUUGUUUUUCAUUCAAUGUUUUGAUCUUGCUAAUAUAGUACAUUCUGUACAUGAAAAGCCAGAGGAAGCUUCUGACAAAUUGAAUCAUGACCAGUUGGCUUGCUCCUUGUUAUGUACUUGUUUUUAUCAAAGAGAAAGC